AUGAAGGAGCCAAUAGGAACAGCAGCAACAGCAGCAGCAGCAAAUGGUGCAGCUGCUGCUCCUUCUCCUCAAGACUCGCCGCUAGACUUCCGCAAGAUGGCUGUAGAUGCAGAUGCAGCAGUGAACUGCCCCCAGAGUGAGCGGCUACAGCAGCAGCAGCAGCAGCAACAGCAGCAGCAGCAACAGCAGCAACAGAUGCUGCUGCAAGACGAGCAGACGACUGCAGCAGCAGCAGCACAACUUCCUCCCCUCCUCAACGAGCUGCGAGUCCGGCGAAUGAGCGGGUCCCCUUCCUCUCUGUACAGCAACGGAGGCCUCAGCAGCAGCAGCAGCAGCAGCAACAGCAGCAGCAGGCUGCGUUACAAAGCGGGAAGCUGCAGCGGUGUGGAAACGGACCCCACAAAGUGUCUGCUGCAGCAGCUGCUGCCCACUCCCGAGCAGCAACCUGCUGCUGAAGGUCCCUGCAGCAGCUCUCCUGCUGCAGCAGCAACUCCAUUUGAUAUAUCUCGUUUGCUGCGGCAAAACCUGCAGGGCGCAGACCUCAACUCCCUCAGCGCAGCAGAGUUGGAGGGUCUGCAGACCCAAGUCAGCGGCCGCAGGCAGCACUACAUGAAGCGGCUGCUGGAGCUGCUGCGAGGCAGAGCUGCGGAAGGCAGUGGGGCCCAGGGGCACCAUGAGAGGCAGCAGGACGAGCUGGUGUGCAGGCUGCACGAGGGCAAUCCUUGCAGCCCCGAGUUUGCAGAAUACGCGAGACAAAAGAUGGAGCUGGAGUUCAAGCGGCUGCUGCGCAUGCGGCACUGCUGGCUGCAAGCUGAAGAGCUUCGUCUGCUGCUGCGCUAUCUCGAAGCCGCUGCGCAGCGAAGGGAAGAAGGGCCAGGCGGCGGAGGCCCUGAAGGGGGAGACAGCCACUUCGGCUCUCGCGGGCUACAGAUUCGAGAGGACCCUACGCCGCAGCAGCCGCUGCAACGCCCACUGCUGCCAGACCAAGCCUCAGCAAGGACAGCAGCAGCAGCAGCAGCAGCAAACAUGGACCAGACCUCCGAGGAGCGGACACGACCUGCCGCGCUCCACAGCGAGACGCGCCUCAAACAGCAGCAGCAGCAGCAGCAGCAGCAGCAGCAGGGGGAGCCGCGCCUUUCAGGGCUGCAGCUGCACGACUCGGAGUGCUUUAUGGACAUUGACGCUGCAGCAAGUUGA
Molecule: messenger RNA, 1197 nt
Organism: Eimeria tenella
Lineage: Eukaryota; Apicomplexa; Conoidasida; Eucoccidiorida; Eimeriidae
Product: kinesin motor domain-containing protein, putative
Exons: 6
Coding region: 1-1197 (398 amino acids)
Source: RefSeq, a predicted model, not a curated record